AACAAAUCUAAACCCCCCUUUUUGUUAUUAUUUAUAUAAAAGAAAAGUAUUCCUUUCCCUGUGGAUACGAACCUUACUUCGUUAUAGUACGUAUAUUCGUUGUAUUGUAUUUAUUUUGAGUGCACCGCACGACAAAGUGCACGUCAUAUUUGGCGCCGUUGCCGGGGAAAGGCAAUUAUUUUUUUCUUUUUAUUUUAUCUCAUAAAAAUCAAAAAAAAAAAGAAAGUAAAAAAAAUCUUGCUCUUCUAUUUUCUGAGCUUACAUGAGUUAUGAGUAUAUGGAUACCAACACUUCAUCCUUAGAGAGUCAAAUUUCCUUCUUGACUUCUCUAAUAAAGGAAUCUAUCUUUAACUCAAAAGCUCAAGAUGCCAAGACAUGCAACAUUUGCAUGUCUCACAGACAUCUUACGGACUUCUGCCCAAAGGUCCAAGAAGAAUACAUUGCACAAAUUGAUGAUGUACCUCACAUGAGGUAUGAUCCAUUCUCCGACUCUAAUAUGUCCACGGAGGACAUGGUUCGGGCUCUUGCUAACAGCGUAACCACCAUGCAACAAAACAUUGUGCAUUUCCAAAAUGAGACCAAGACUAGCAUUUUGAGCUUGGAAUCUCAAGUAAGUCAAAUAGCUGGAGUCGUGAGUAGGCUUGAAGCAAGGGAUCCGGGAAAACCUUCCUCUCAAAUAGAAUGUGAUCCUAGACAACAAACUUUUGCAAUCACAUUGAAAAAUGAAGAGGAAAUGCAAAAAGAGAUCCAGAAUCCAGAAGAAGUAGAGGAAGAAAAGGACACAGAGCUCCAACUGGUCAAAGAAGAGGAUAAUCUGAGCUUCAAGGUUAAAUAUCUAUCCUUGUCAUCUUUUGAGGUACCCCCAUCAAUUCUGAAAAUUUUGAGGAAAACUCAUAAACUUGAAAAAGACAAUGACAUUUCUGAAAUAUUCUUCAAAAUUGAGGAGCCGAAAAACUUUUUAUUGACCAUACUAAAGGAUAAUUUCUCCCCAUUCCUCCCACCACACGAAUCAAUGAAAAUCUGGAUAUUUGAUCCUGGAAAAAAUUCCAAAGUGGAGAGUCGAGAAAUUGAGCACUCCUAUGGAAGUCCUAAGAGUGAAAAUGUGAAGAAAAUAAACUAUCAUCAUCCAAGUUUGAAUGACUGAAAACAAUGAUAGCGUCGUGCCGCGACGUUAAAUGAGGCGCUUCUUGGGAGGCAACCCAAGUUUUUAUUUUUAUCAAUUUUCAUUUAACUUGUGUGUGUGUUAAACAUUUUCAAAAAAAAAGAUGAAAAAAAAAAAUUGAGGCCUGGCAAAACCCGGCCGGGUAAAACCUCAUACCCGGUCGGGUAAGAGGUUUAAAAAUUCAGACCCGAACCAGAAAACCCGCCGGGCUAAGACAAAUUCUUAAAAAAACCAAAAACACUAAAACCCGAUCGGGUAUGCUAGAGACCCGACCGGGUAAAAAGGCGAAAAACAUUCUGUUUUGCAAAAUCGAAAACCCGUCCGGGUAAAUGAUAAAACCCGCCGGGUAAAAGUCGAAAAAACAUUCUGCCUGCUUCAAAAAUCGAAAACCCGUCCGGGUAAAUACAAAAACCCGAUCGGGUUUACGUAUUUCACCCAAUUAAACAGGCCAACAGACCGGUUUUCAACGCCAUCUUCCCCAAAAAUCCGCCCCUCUCUCCUUCCAAACCUCCAUAGCCACGAUAACCAAGCUUCCAAAUCACCCAAAUCCCUCACCCAAUCCCAAAAUAAACCACACAAAUCCCUUCCCAUCAUCUCCCUCAUCACUAUCAUACCCUCAAUCUCCAUUUUUCUCCCCCAAAUCCUCAAAUCCGAACCCUAGCCAAGAAAAAAUCCCCAAAUUGCAAUUUCUCUCAAGAAAAAUACUAUGCCACCCAAAAGAAGUCGUCCUUCAUCCUCCACGGCAUCAGUUCCAGUCCCCGAAGUCCCCGGGUACGAAGGCCUGCAAUUCACCACCCAAGCUCACCGCAAAAGAUUCAUCGAGGAAACUAAAAGACAGGUAUACCCAUGUAGAUUUCUCUGCAUUGCUUCGUUGAAAGCUUUGUUGCUCUAUGACUUGAUGAUCGAACUAUGCAAUAGGCUAGGAUUAAUCUCCUUAAUGAACAUAGCCUAUAAUCCGAAUGAAAGAGUUAUAUAUGAAUUUUUGGGUUCUUGCAAAUUUACUGAUGAUGCCAACGAUGAGUAUAAGGACAAGCUCACAUUCCGUUAUCUCAACGAUGAAAAAGAGUUAACGAAAUAUGAGUUUGCAGAACACUUUGGACUGCCAAUUUUAGAAAAGGAGGCAAGAGGUAGGAAAAUUGACACCUCAGUUGUGCAUGAGAUGUGGAAAAGAAUGACAGGUGAAAGAAUUGUUAGAACAUCUCACAUGUAUAUCAGUCAUGUUCAGCACCCUGUUUUUCGAAUUAUGCUUAAAUGGUUUGGUUAUUUUGUCUUCGGAAGACCAAAUAACCAUCAGACUAGAAAGACCGAUGUGGGCAUUCUUGCUAUGGCUGCUUUGAUGGAAUCACCUAAAUUAGAUGUUGCCUCAUUGAUGUGGAAACACUUGAGAAAAGAAUGGUGUGAUGCCACAGGUGAUUUGUUUAUUGGGGGUAUAAUACUCCAUAUCUGUUCUAAAUUUGGGUAUACUCAGAGGCAACCAAUGCCUGAGUGGGGUCUUGUAUGCACUCAAUUUCUCCUAAAUGCCCAUGAUUUAAGCUCCUCUCACAACUUCGGGGAUAAAUUUUUUUACAAAUGGCAUAUCAACACAACCCCACAAAGGUUCUUUAUCCUUCCAACUGAGACAGAACUCCCCACUGACAUCUUUGAUGCACAAUUCGGGGAUGGAAGACACUUUUGCCUUCCCGGAGCAAUCCCGGAACACUACAUCAUCCCUGAAGAAAUCCCAGCACAGAUUGAGCCACCCCCAUACAUCCCCAACCCGCCACAAAAUGAACCUCAACCAGACCCUCACGCCCCUCAAUUUAGCCUUUUUGAGCAACAAAUGCUAGCCGGGAUGAACCAAAUCCAUCUUAACCAAACGGCUACGGAUGGGAGAAUUAAUAAUCUCUAUGAGGAAGUCCGACAGGCACGGGAGGAACAACGCUUGAGACUCGACCGUUUAGAAGAAAAUCAACGUAGGGCAUUGGGACCUAUACAUGUCUACUUUGAUAAUCAGGGCUAUUUCUCAUCCAUACCAGUUCAGCAUCAACACCCUACAUGGUAUGACCCCUCUUUUUGGGGUAAUUUUGGUGGAGCAAGCGGGAGCGGAGGAGGCUAUGGCGGUGAGGGCAGCGGUUAUGGUGGCUACCACGACGAGGCUAAUGACACGGAGCACUAGGGACAGUGCUUGGACAAAGUAGGGGGCACUCAUUUGAAUAUCAUCUCUUGGAGAAAGAAGAAGAAAAAGGAGGAGGAGAAGGAGAAACAAAGAACAUAGAAGACCAACAAACCCAAGAAAAUGUUGUUUUGUAACUCAUUCGCAACCCUUGGUGGUCUUGUGUUCUUUCUUGCUAUUCUUGAACUUAUGAUCUUUUGUUAACACUUGUACAAACAUUUGGCUUUACUCGAGGACGAGUAAAGAAACUAAGUGUGGGGGAGUUGACAUUCAUGUAAUUUCCAUGUUUAUUUUUGUAUUUUUAAUUAGUUUUGAUUGACUUUCACUUUGGAUAUUACACACUUUUGGUGUAAUAGUUUAGUUUGUAAAAUAGUUGUAAUUUGUUUAGAUUAGGGACUUUCUGAGCUUAAACUAGGUAAAGAUCGUCAAAAGGAUCCUGGAAGGUUCAAGGAAAGUGCAAGGGAACAACAAAAAGUGAAAAUUUGGGAAAAUAGUCAAAAAACCCGACCGGGUUUUCCAAAAACCCGACCGGGUUUGACUUGACCCGAAGAUCAAAUUUGAUUUGGAGGCAAUUUAACAUGCAGAGCGAAGAUUUGGAAAAGAUUUGUCUUUUACCCGAUCGGGUAAAUCAAAAACCCGAUCGGGUAGAUGUGACUAAUGAACAUUCCGGGCAAUUACUCAAGAAACCCGAUCGGGUUUCUGUAAAACCCGGUCGGGUAAAUGACCCUGCUACCUCCAAACACCUAUAAAUACACCUCUUUUCCUUCCCAUUUGAUAUCCAAUCCCUUGUACAUCUAAGCUCAGUAUAGAAUAGCUCUUUCUUUAUAUUUUUCAUCAUGUUUAGUCUCCAAAUGAGGAGCUAAACUCUUCCAUCUUGGUUUUGCUACUUUGAAGCUUAAUGAAUUUGUAAGUUGUGAGUUAUUUUUCUUUAAUCUUC
This is a messenger RNA of Cuscuta europaea, 4251 nucleotides long. Lineage: Eukaryota; Viridiplantae; Streptophyta; Magnoliopsida; Solanales; Convolvulaceae. The record is from the annotation of a GenBank genome assembly.